Molecule: messenger RNA, 1510 nt
Organism: Pyricularia oryzae 70-15
Lineage: Eukaryota; Fungi; Ascomycota; Sordariomycetes; Magnaporthales; Pyriculariaceae
Exons: 4
Coding region: 429-1001 (190 amino acids)
Biological process (GO): retrograde vesicle-mediated transport, Golgi to endoplasmic reticulum; protein retention in ER lumen
Cellular component (GO): Golgi membrane
Source: RefSeq, a predicted model, not a curated record
CUCUUGCGCUGCAAGAGUGGUCAAACAUUGAUUGUAACAAGAACUUGGCGGCCUGGAUUUCUCUCGACUGUAUCCACUGAACCCCUGUCACUCCUUACUUCAGUCUUGAGCGCGCCACCCUGCAUUACCCUGUUGCAUGGGCCAGAUUACAACUAAUCAUAUUUUUCCACGCCUUUCGCGACAACCAACAAACCACUUUCUGGGACACACGCCACUUCACCUCGUCUAUGGAUGCAUGCUAGGCCAGACAGGCGGAAUACAACAAAUCGCAACUUGUAGCCCUAUAUCCCGCUGCAGCCCUCUACGUUGAACUAAAAAGCAACAGAUCGACACUUUGGGCGCUUCACGACUCCUUGGUCGCAAUCAGCUUCUACAAAGUCACAGAAACCCACUGUUCUUCCCAAAACUCAGUUUCAACCCCGGCGAAGAUGGACUCCGUUGAGCUCGACCAGACGCCCUUUGCGGCAGUGUCUGCGCAGACAUCCAGAUUAUCGAGACAAUACCAAGCCGUCCUCGACCAGUCAACACCAUAUGUACUGUACCGAUGGAUCGGCACUGGCAUCACACUCGUGCUCUUCUUCGCUCGCAUCUUCGUGGCACAAGGCUGGUACAUUGUCGCGUAUGCGCUGGGCAUUUACCUGCUCAACCUCUUCCUCGCUUUCCUGCAGCCCAAGUUCGAUCCCUCAAAUGAAGCUCUGGACAACGACAUGGAGGACGGCGCAGUCGGAGGUCUGCCGACGAAGCAGGACGAGGAGUUCCGCCCAUUCAUCCGCCGUCUUCCCGAGUUCAAGUUCUGGCACGCAGCUACCCGCGCUAUCGUCAUCGGCUUUCUCUGCAGCUGGUUUGAGGUCUUCAACGUGCCCGUCUUCUGGCCUGUUCUGGUUAUGUACUGGUUCAUCCUGUUCUUCUUGACGAUGCGCAAGCAGAUCCAGCACAUGAUCAAGUACCGCUACGUACCUUUUUCAUUUGGAAAGGCUCGGUAUGCCAAAAACAGCUCAUGAAUGACAAAUCAAAGUGGCAUUCUGUGACAUGAUGCACUGGGCCCUGAUUCAGACGUUGUCUGCUUUUGCAGACGACCUCGGACCUGACAGCAUAAUUCAAAUGUCUUGUUGCGGGUACAAUUUCCUCCUUCAGUUCUCAGAAGUGUUGUAUGAUAUACGAGGAGAGCACUUUCAAGGAGAUGCCCAUUCACAAUGAAGAGGGUCAUCUACGUCUACAAGAUUUAAUAUAUCAUAGGGUUGGUCACUAAGAUCUGGCGAGAUCUGGCUGCAGAGAAUAGCAGAAUGAGGUGGGCGCUGCGCUGGUCACCAAUGAUCCACCAACAGAAGCAGAGAGGCUACCUUAAUUUAGCGUAGCAUGUGAAUGGAGCGAGGGCGUUCGAUUGGUGUGAGCAGCAGAACCUUCUUGGGCUAUCUUUUGCACGAAUUUCUUAGAAAGCAUUGAGCUAUACUGAUAGAAUAAAGAUGCACAAUCUCUUGAAGUGAAUUGAACAAGCGGUUAUUUCAAUAUA